Molecule: messenger RNA, 357 nt
Organism: Alternaria burnsii
Lineage: Eukaryota; Fungi; Ascomycota; Dothideomycetes; Pleosporales; Pleosporaceae
Exons: 2
Coding region: 1-357 (118 amino acids)
Source: RefSeq, a predicted model, not a curated record
AUGGCAGGACGCAUCCUUCCAGUCGCGCUGGCGACGAUAGUCGGCGUAUCAAUUGGAGUGGCUACUUUUGAUGGCGAGUUUAAAAAACAGCGAAUAGCACGAUUGGAGGCAGAGUACAAACGGGAACUCGCUGCUGCUGCCGCUUCCACAAGUACAGCGACUCCGCCACCAGCAGCCCCGGGUGGCAGAGCUCCCAUACAGCUACAGACUAAGAAAGAAGAUAUCGUCACUUCUGCGCCUGCUGAUAAUUCGUGGUCGAACACGCUCGGACUCUGGGCAUGGAAGAAGGAUAACAAGACGGAAAGUGCGACUGUGCCUACGACUAGCAACGCCGAAAACUCCAAAAGCAAGCCCUGA